Messenger RNA from Lathyrus oleraceus (garden pea), 913 nucleotides. RefSeq lists its product as uncharacterized. The transcript has a single exon. The record is from RefSeq and is a predicted model, not a curated record. NCBI's taxonomy places the organism in Eukaryota, Viridiplantae, Streptophyta, Magnoliopsida, Fabales, Fabaceae. The coding region runs from base 90 to 527 and encodes 145 amino acids.
UGUGUUUGUAAUAUGUUGUCAUUAUAUACACCAAGCUAGCUUCAGAGUCUUACCCUUUAGUCUAGGUAGAGAAUAGAUAGAUCACAAAAAUGAAUGGUUAUUCAAAGAUUAGUAGCACUCCUACUACUACAAGCCAGAAAUCAAGAUCUAUAGAUUUUUCAGAUAUUUUCUCAUUUUCUCAAACACCAAAACCCAUCAGGAACACUACUGUUGUCCCUCCAACCACUGUUGAAGCAGUUAAUGAUAACGAGGUCAUCAAGAAGAGGGAAGUAGAUGAGGGAGAGAGAUUUGGAGUGAUACUAGGUAGGAGCUCUUCAGUUUCUUCUUCAUCUUGUUCAGCAUCUGGGUUUCAGGCAACAAUGGAGAGAGCAUUUUCAAUAAGAUCUUCAUCGUCAGUUUCAGAGAGGUAUUGUAGGAUCCAUGAUCAGAACAUGGUAACAACAUCAUCAGAUGAUGAUGCAACGAAGAAGAAAAAACAGAGAGGAGGCAAGAUCCUUAAAGUCUGUAAGCGUUUCUUUGGAUUCUAGUUAAUAAUGAGAUUUGAAGGUUAAUUAAUUAACUAACUCUUUCAUUCCUUAUAAUUACUAUCCGUCUUAAUAAUUAGUUACAAAAAGCAAAAGUAGAUUUUGUAUUGAGCUGCUUUAAUUGAUUGUAAAGCAUAGAGAGGUUCAAGUGGAUACAGGAUCUAGUAAUAAAUUUCCUUGUACGACGGAAAGAACAACAGUAGCAUCCAAAAAUCUGCGUUAAUGUUUCUGCGUAUGGAUUGGAGUUCCAAUUGCAUUCAACCUAGGAUGGCAAUUCUGCGGAUUUGAAGAGAGUAUUAUACUAUCCUGUUGUCGUAUCCAAUGUAUUCAAUAUAUUUCUUAGUCACCAAUGCAAAAAUAUUUAAAUGAUUAUACGUUUUAGAGAUGUA